This is a messenger RNA of Trichechus manatus latirostris (Florida manatee), 837 nucleotides long. It is a transcript of the gene IQCK, whose product is annotated as IQ motif containing K. NCBI's taxonomy places the organism in Eukaryota, Metazoa, Chordata, Mammalia, Sirenia, Trichechidae. The record is from RefSeq and is a predicted model, not a curated record. Gene Ontology annotation, molecular function: protein binding. The coding region runs from base 1 to 837 and encodes 278 amino acids. The transcript has 8 exons.
AUGGGCCCGCGCAAGCAGUCAGCCGGCUCUCCCGAGUCGUCGGCCGCCACCCGGACUCUGGUGCCCACCGUUUCGCCCGUGUCCCCCGAACUGCCCGUCUCUCCGGGGCAUGUCGUGGAGCCGCCGGGCAAGAACCUGUGGGAGCAGAUCUGCGAGGAGUAUGAAGCAGAGAUGCCUCCCUUUCCAGAGAGAUACAAAGUCAAACGAGAAGCUGUGAUGAAUGUUUCACCAGUGGCAGAAACGGUUUUCCAUGGCUUCCAUAGAGAGCACUUUUUUUCAGUUCCCCAUUUCACCACAGUCUCACAUACACCUUGUCCUCAGGUGAAAUCGAAAACAAUUGAUUCAAAAACAUGUUCUCCCAAAGACUACUUGGAAACUUUCAUCUUUCCAGUUCUGCUUCCUGGAAUGGCUAGCCUUCUUCACCAAGCAAAGAAUGAAAAAUGUUUUGAGAGGAAAAGAACGAAGUUCAUUGCCUGUGAUUUUCUGACUGAGUGGUUAUACAAUCAUAAUCCAAAGAGGAUAGACGAGCCAUUCACAGAAUUCUUCUCCAUUCCGUUUGUGGCCGAGUGGCUAAAGCAUCAUCCCCGGCCGCCAAUCCCACUGUCCCUCCUGCUGACGGAAGAGGAAGCAGCGCUCUUCAUUCAGUCCUUCUGGAGAGGCUAUCUGGUUCGCUGCGAUCCUGAGAUUCAGGAAUUGCGUCAGUGGCAGAAGAAACUGCGUGAGGACAAGCACAUUCGCCAGCGAGUCAAAAUUUUCUGGGCCAAACAAGAACGAAAAGGUCAGUUGCUUGAUUUACAGUCCUUAGUUGAUUCAGGAAAAGCCCAAUUCUUAUCCUAG